AUGCGACCACAAAAACGUCAUCGAUUUGUGCAUCUGGCGGCAACUGUGAGCUGGGGAGAAAUUGGGUUGUCAUGAUGAAAAUCGAUUUUUCCAUAUGUGAAUUUCCCCAAAUAACCUUCAAAUUUUUUAGAUAUGCAGUUCGGCCAGCGCUGUGUUAUCAUUUCCACAGCGCGCUCGUCCCGACGGCACUGAUCAGAUGAGUCCGGUGGAGCAGUUCCUUUACGGGCAGCAGACGCUGAUUCACACAUUCGGCACGCCGGAGUCAUGCGCGCGGAAUUGUCCGCGCGCCUGCACUGUGCAAGAGGUGGAGGACCUGAUGAUGCCACGGUGGAUAUGCCCUUCUAAAGUGGGUUUUGAAAAGAAUUUUGGGAAGUUUGAAUAUUCAAAUUUUUGGGUUUUUGAAAUUUGAAAACUUCAUUUUCUAAAUAAAGAAAAAGCUAUGGAGGCAUGAACCUUUACAAAAAGACGAUUUUUAAAUCUAAAUAUGUAAAAUUUUUUUAAUUUUAAAAAUUUGCAUAUUCAUUUUUUUUUUGAUUUUUUAUAUUUUUUGGCCACUGGAUCUUGUUGAAGCUUAAAACACGAUUUCUGAGUCAGUGAAUCAGCCGCCAGUUAGGCCUGGACAUAGGAAAAAAUCGAUUUUGAGUUUUUGAUUUUAAAAUGACCGCAGGCAUCCAGUAAACAUAUUCCUGAAGUAUUUUUGCCUAGUUCUCUCAUUAACCUACUGUAAUUUACAAUUUAAUGUUUUUUACAGUAAUCGACUAUAGUGGUUCAAAGGUCCUCCCUGAUAGGAGUUCAAUGGAGUCCCCGAAAGCCACACCAAAGUCCCAAAUAUCCCAGCGGAACUAUCCAAAGGAAUAAAAGAACGCCAAUAA
Bursaphelenchus xylophilus (pine wood nematode) is the source of this 872-nucleotide messenger RNA. Lineage: Eukaryota; Metazoa; Nematoda; Chromadorea; Rhabditida; Aphelenchoididae. The record is from the annotation of a GenBank genome assembly.